Actinia tenebrosa (Australian red waratah sea anemone) is the source of this 2327-nucleotide messenger RNA. RefSeq names its product BTB and MATH domain-containing protein 36-like. The record is from RefSeq and is a predicted model, not a curated record. Gene Ontology annotation, molecular function: protein binding. NCBI's taxonomy places the organism in Eukaryota, Metazoa, Cnidaria, Anthozoa, Actiniaria, Actiniidae.
CUAAUGAUUUUUUCUAAAUCCCUUAAAACCAAGCUUGGGACUCCUGUGGAAUCAGUCGCCUAUGUUCUUUGUCCGAUCCCUGUAUACAAUAUAAUAUCAAACAAAUUAUUUCGCUAUUUCAAGCCAAAAGAAGCCUUAUCUGCUGUGUGAAGUACAUUAACAAAGAAUAAUGCAGAAGAAAGGAAGCGAACCAGAUUUUGAAGAGCCUUGGCACAUGAGUGAUGCAGUGCUGAAUGUGGAAGACAAAAGAUUUCAUGUGCAUAAAGCCACUCUAUCGAUGUGGUCACCAGUAUUUGAAAAGAUGUUCACGGCAGGGUAUCCUGAAAAGAAUAAUGAUGAAGUAUCACUUCCUGGUAAGAAAGCUUCUGAAAUAAAAGAAAUGCUCUUAGUCAUUUAUCCCACUUCCAAGGCUGUCACAGAAGAAAACUGUUACUAUCUUUUAUCACUGGCAAAAGAAUAUCACAUGGAGCAGUUGACUGAACGCUGCGAGCAAUAUUUGUCGCAAAGAGAGAAGACACCUUUCCAAGCUAUUGACUUCCUUGUCAUUGCACAUUCGUAUAAAAUGUCAGAGCUAGAGCGACAGUGUGUGGAAAUAGCAAAGCACAUGUCGCUUAGUGAACUGAGGAAACAUGAAAAAUAUUCAAAGAUUGAGCCUGAAGUGGGUAGACAUUUGGUAGAAAGAAGAACUGAAAUGCUGGAAAUGAAAGUGAAUGGUUUAGAACAGAAGGGGAAUUCAAUGAGGAAAGAGAUCAAAGAUGCUUGUGAAAGUGCCAUCAAAGAUCUUGCUAAAAGCAUCUAUAACAAGAAGUACCCAGACAGGGCACGGCACAGUAUUCUACCCAGUGGCAGUAACUACUUGAAGGUUGUGGAAGAAGCUGCUCGUGAAAGUGGAGAAAUUAAUGUCAUCUUAAAUCUACACCAGAGGUUGAGGAAGGUUUAUGAACUGCAACACAUAUGAAUGCAUGGAAGCAUGGAUUUUCACAAAACAUGUUAUUUCUGAAGGAAAGUCAGGAAUGGAAAUCAGGAUUAAUUAGCAAUUACACUGUAGUUCUCGAGCCUGAAUGAGCUAUUGGCCCAUAUUAGUCAAAUCCAACCAGUCAGUCAAAUAUAUAGAUGAAAACGAGUUUUGAUUUAAGGUGACUGCCUACUUUUGAACAUUCAAUUUGAGCCCACAAUGUGCACGUGCUCAAAAAAACUGCUGAAAAAUCUACAAGAUUUUAUUGAAGAACCAUACAUGUUUUGAGCUUCAACAGGGCAAAACCCUCAAAUUUUGCACGGGACUCUCUAUUUUUUAUUAGCGAAAAGACUCCUUAAAAAUCUAGGUUAUAUCAACAUUUUAGAAAAAGUUCAUAUCAGAUUUUUGUAGGUAUUUUUGUUCGACAUUAUGAGAUUUUUUAAGAGCACCGAAACUACAAAAUAUGAGAAAUUAAUGUAUCUCCUUGUCUUUUCGUCGAAAAUAUCCAUGUAUUAUUGUAGAAUGAUUGACUAGCCUUCAUUCAUGCAAUCAUAUAGUCUGCAAAUAACUAUUAUCUUAUGGAUCUUAAUUUUUUUCUAAUCACUUCCGGUGGCACAAGCUUUGCUCCACAUGCUCACGCGUAGGCUCCCAUUAAAUGCUGAUUAUCUUGAAAACAAGCUCAGGACACCCAGUUUUUCUUUCCAGAUUUGGAAUCAGCAUUAAAUUUCAAUUCCAAAAAAUUGAAGUUUUAAAAAAAAGUUUAGAUCAAUUUCCAAAAGUAGGCAGUCACCUUAAAGUUAAUUUAAUGUAUUGGUUUUCAAAGCCAGCAGUUUUUGCUUCUAGAAGGAUACAACUUAUAGCUUAGUAGUGGCUCAUCCAAUCAGAACACAGUUUUUAUGAUAGACCACAAAUUGGAUUUGACUAAAAACGAUUAUUUUAAUGUUUCUAGUUCAUGUGCAUGCUUUGAGUCACAGAAAAAUGAAGUAAUCAGUUAUUUUUAUUGCCUACCUUCCUUUGAAAAUGUAGUUUUAAAAAUUUUCAAUUAACAAAUUAUCAUAAUGAAAAGAUGAUCGGUGAUUUUAAAUAGAUGUUCAUUCUGUACUUAUAAAAGGAAAUAUUUAUACUUUGACUACUCAUCGAUGUAAAAUACCUGCUAUGGGUGGGAGGGUAGGGGAAGAGAAGUGUCAGAUCAACACAGCAAUGUGUAUAAUUAAAAUAUGAAUAAUGUAAUAUGUACUAAGCCUAGGUUUUUAAUUGUUUUGUUCCAUAAAUUAUCCAUACCCACCCCACAGAGGAAUUUGGAAUUUUUGAAAAGUAGGGGGGUCAGAGAAAGAACAAAAAUUACAGUGAGUUUGUAUGGAAGAAAAUUAGA